Diaporthe batatas is the source of this 243-nucleotide messenger RNA. RefSeq lists its product as uncharacterized. Bases 1 to 243 code for a protein of 80 amino acids. The transcript has a single exon. The record is from RefSeq and is a predicted model, not a curated record. Lineage: Eukaryota; Fungi; Ascomycota; Sordariomycetes; Diaporthales; Diaporthaceae.
AUGCAUGCUUCAUUCACUGCCUUUGUGGCCACACUUCUCAUCGCCACUGCGGUGGCGGCUCCGGUUGUCAAAGACGAUAUCGAGCCAUUCGCAGGUAUCAAACGGGACGACGACAUCGAGCCAUUUGCUGGUAUAAAGCGAGAGGAGGAGGUUGAGCCUUUCGCAGGCAUCAAGCGUGACGACGAUAUUGAACCAUUCGCGGGAAUUAAGCGAGAGGACAUUGAGCCCUUCGCUGGGAUCUAG